GAAAUGGGUGGUCUGAAGUUUGGGUUGUGGAAAGGGGCUUUCGGGCAACAGCCUAGACCCACAGACCCAGCGCCAUUGCUUUGGGCCACCUAACAGGCUGCCCCAGCUAUGCCAGAAAUCCCCCCCAAUGCCUGCCAGAGCCGAGCCAAGGUCAGGCCUGUCUGCCUCUCCAGAACCGCAGCUGCUGCUGGAGCUCCAGCAGGAGGGAGGGACUGGGGUCAGGCAGUGGGAACGAGGUCACCCUGCAGGCUCCAUCCCAUGGGCCCAAACCCCUCAGCGCCCAUCCAGCAGUUCUGGCUUUUUCGUCUUCCAGGUUCUUUGCUGGAACCUGAUGCCAUAGAGGCAGAGUGGCCACCAGGGGGCACCCCAUGGCAAGUGUGGGGGUGGAGGGGGUGGCAGCUGGGCUGGUCUGUUCCUGGAAUGGGCCAGGAGGGAGGAGGAGGAGGAGCAAGCGGAAGUGGGAUGGUGUGUUGCUGGCUGGCGGGCCCAGGCGACAAAAGAAAACUGACCGUCUGGUGGCCAGUUGAGGCACCCUGGGACAGUGGCUGCAGGUAGGCAGAGGUGAUCCGAGGGACAAAGGCAGACCUUCCCACUUUCCUAUACCUUCCUCCCGACCUCCACCUUCCUGCCUUCCCACCUUCCAUUUUUGCCCUGAAACUUCUCUCCCCAUCCACCUCAAACCUUGACCACUUCCCUCAGCCCCAGCCCUUACCCCUCUUAGGAACUCAGCAAGUAACAGGGUCAGGCCUGGCUCCUGCACCUACGGCAGCAGCCUUGGAGAGCUCUGCCUCCUCGCCCCAACGUCACUGUACUCCUGUCGCCAGGCCAGCAGGCCCUGUCUGGGAGGACAGGUGACUGGGGCAGGUGGCAGCAGGCAACUCAAGUGAGGCAAGGUCUCUUCCUCAGCCAGGCAUGGCAGACUCUGCCCAGGCCCAGAAGUUGGUGUACCUGGUCACAGGCGGCUGUGGCUUCUUGGGGGAGCAUGUGGUGCGAAUGCUGUUGCAGCGGGAGCCCCGGCUCCAUGAGAUCCGGGUCUUUGACCUACACUUGGGUCCCUGGCUGGAGGACCUGAAGACAGGUACACAGAACGUGAUCGAGGCUUGUGUACAGACUGGAACACAGUUCCUGGUCUACACCAGCAGCAUGGAAGUUGUGGGGCCUAACACCAAAGGCCACCCCUUCUACAGGGGCAAUGAGGACACCCCGUAUGAAGCAAUACACAAGCACCCUUAUCCUCGCAGCAAGGCCCUGGCUGAGCGGCUGGUCCUGGAGGCCAAUGGAAGGAAGGUCCGCGGGGGGCUGCCCCUGGUGACAUGUGCCCUGCGUCCCACGGGCAUCUACGGUGAAGGCCACCAGAUCAUGAGGGACUUCUACCGCCAGGGCCUGCGCCUGGGGGGCCGGCUCUUCCGGGCUGUCCCGGCCUCUGUGGAGCACGGCCGGGUCUAUGUGGGCAACGUGGCCUGGAUGCACGUGCUGGUGGCCCGGGAGAUGAAGCAGCGGGCGGCACUGAUGGGUGGCCAGGUGUACUUCUGCUAUGAUGCAUCACCCUACAAGAGCUACGAGGAUUUCAACAUGGAGUUCCUGGGCCCCUGUGGACUGCGGCUGGUGGGCACCCGCCCGCUGUUGCCCUACUGGCUGCUGGUGCUCCUGGCUGCACUCAACGCCCUGCUGCAGUGGCUGCUGCGGCCGCUGCUGCUCUACGCGCCCCUGCUGAACCCCUACACACUGGCUGUGGCCAACACCACCUUCACCGUCAGCACCAACAAGGCUCAGCGCCAUUUUGGCUAUGAGCCCCUGUUCUCAUGGGAGGACAGCCGGACCCGCACCAUUCUCUGGGUGAAGGCCACGGAGGGCUCAGCCCAGUGAUGUAGGGCCGGGGCCUGGAGACCCAUCCAGUGCCUCCACCCAGGCCCCGGCCCACACCCCUGGCUGGGAGGGAUGACUGUAGUCCAGAGCUGGAGGCAGGGCUCUGGCACCAGACCGGCUGUCUGGAGCCCACCACGCUUUAAGUCCACAAGCCCUGGGUCUGCAUUGGGUCCUGAUGCCUCCAAGUUCUAGGGCAGGGGAUUGGGACCGGAGUGACUUCACUCUCAACCUGGGUUCUGCCACCUGGAUGGUCCCAACUGCCUGUCCCGCUGGGGCUUUUCCAGCUGGAAGCAGGCAGAGGCUCCACAGGCCCCACGCUGGUCUCCAGCCAUCCGGGCAGAUCUUCAGGCCCAGGGUCAGAGUGGAGAGGCUUCUCUGGCUCCUCCACAACCUUCGUCCCUCCUUGGGGAGUUAUAUUCCCAUUGUUUUAAAAAAUGUAUCACCUUUAGACAUUUAUCUUUGAAUUCCCCUCAACAAAGGCUGAGGAAAUCAGUACAUUUUUACUACAUCUCACCCCUCCACCCACAUUCAGUUCCUGCCAUCGUGUUAGUGCUCUGCUGAGGGUGCCCCGGGAAUGCUGUACCUGGCCAUGCCCUGGAUUAAAAUCCUUGUCCAAG
This is a messenger RNA of Galeopterus variegatus (Sunda flying lemur), 2483 nucleotides long. It is a transcript of the gene HSD3B7, whose product is annotated as hydroxy-delta-5-steroid dehydrogenase, 3 beta- and steroid delta-isomerase 7. The record is from RefSeq and is a predicted model, not a curated record. Gene Ontology annotation, molecular function: 3-beta-hydroxy-Delta5-steroid dehydrogenase (NAD+) activity. Lineage: Eukaryota; Metazoa; Chordata; Mammalia; Dermoptera; Cynocephalidae. Bases 913 to 1866 code for a protein of 317 amino acids. Gene Ontology annotation, biological process: steroid biosynthetic process. The transcript has 5 exons.